GAUUAAAAUAACACAGAGACUAUAGAACUAGAGAGUUCCGUGUUGAAGUUAAAGAAAAUUAGAAAUUAGAAUCACAUUCACAUCAUCAUCAAAUACAGAAUAAUAAUCAAACCAGAAACACAGAACAAUCUAAUCGAAUCAAAUCGAGUGGUUCCCGGCGUGAAUCGGAAAAUGGGCUCGGAGAAUGAAAUUUCUCCGGCCGACGUGCACAAGGCUCCUCCCGGCAAAGAACAACAAGCCGCCGGCGUCGGAAUCCUUCUUCAGAUCAUGAUGUUAGUUUUAUCCUUCGUUCUCGGUCACGUUCUCCGUCGCAAAAAGAUUUACAUCAUUCCGGAAGCUAGUGCUUCUCUUCUCAUAGGGUUAAUUGUUGGUAUUUUAGCUAACAUUUCAGAUACUGAAACUAACAUCAGGGCUUGGUUCAAUUUUCAUGAGGAGUUUUUUUUCUUGUUCCUGCUACCUCCGAUCAUAUUUCAGUCUGGUUUCAGUCUUGCACCUAAACCUUUUUUCUCAAAUUUUGGUGCAAUUGUCACAUUUGCUAUAUUUGGUACCUUUCUAGCUUCCUUUGUAACGGGUGCCUUGGUUUAUCUUGGUGGGUUGGUCUUCCUCAUGUAUAGACUACCUUUUGUUGAGUGCAUGAUGUUUGGUGCUCUGAUAUCAGCAACCGAUCCCGUUACAGUUUUGUCCAUAUUCCAGGAGCUGGGCACAGAUGUCAAUCUAUAUGCCUUGGUUUUUGGAGAAUCUGUUUUGAAUGACGCAAUGGCAAUUUCUUUGUACAGGACAAUGUCAGUGGUUAAAAAUAAUCCAUCUGGACAAAAUUUCUUCAUGGUGGUUGUUAGAUUUUUGGAGACUUUUGUUGGGUCUUUGUCUGCAGGUGUUGGAGUUGGGUUUACAUCUGCUUUGCUAUUUAAGUAUGCAGGCUUGGAUAUUGACAACCUUCAGAACUUGGAGAGCUGUCUUUUUGUUCUCUUUCCAUAUUUCUCGUACAUGCUUGCUGAAGGCCUUGGUCUGUCCGGUAUUGUAUCAAUAUUAUUCACAGGAAUUGUUAUGAAGCACUAUGCAUAUUCAAAUUUGUCACAAAGUUCUCAAAGAUUUGUCUCUGCUUUUUUUGAGUUGAUAUCAUCAUUAGCAGAAACAUUUAUAUUUAUAUACAUGGGCUUUGACAUUGCUAUGGAACAACAUAGCUGGUCGCAUGUUGGAUUUAUAUUCUUCUCCGUUAUAUUCAUUGUAAUUGCAAGAGCCGCGAAUGUCUUCUCUUGUGCUUACCUGGUCAAUCUGGUCAGACCUGCUCAUCGAAAGAUACCUCCAAAAUACCAAAAGGCACUUUGGUAUAGUGGACUUCGAGGGGCAAUGGCCUUUGCCCUUGCUCUGCAAUCAGUUCAUGAUCUUCCAGAAGGACAUGGACAGACCAUCUUCACUGCAACUACAGCAAUAGUUGUUUUGACGGUAUUGCUGAUUGGUGGUUCAACAGGUACCAUGCUGGAAGCUCUAGAUGUCAUAGGUGGUGAUACUCACAGCGAUAGCUCUUUGGCUUCAGUUGGUCCCAUUACAGAUUACGGGGGGAACAAUGGUUAUAUUGCUCCUUCAUACGAGGAAGAAUCAUCGUCAUCUGGGAACAAAAUAAAGAUGAAGCUAAAAGAAUUCCACAAGAGUACUGCAUCUUUUACGGCAUUAGAUAGAAAUUAUCUCACCCCGUUCUUUACAAGCCAUAACGGAGAUGAGGAUGAAGAAGCCGAACCUUUUACUUCUGCGAGAUCUUUUACUUCUUCAAGAUCAGGAUUUCAUGGCCAGAGCCCUUAUGCAUCGCCGUGAUUCUUUCAAACAACACAACACUCUCAAAAUCUCCUCUGUACAUAUCAACCAUGCAAUUUAUAAUAGAGUAGGAAUUGGCAUAAUACAUGAAUCAAAUUUACCUCCUACACUCCAAGUUGUUCGAUUGAGAUCUCAAGUCUUACUGGGUUGGACAAGGACACAUCUUUGCAAAAUUGGCUUUCUGUGCAAGUUGAUGACUGUAUGUCCCUGCCAUGUGAGAUGGAGGUUCACAAUUUGGAACUGACUACACAAUUAUUUUUCUGUAUACGCUUUUACAGGUUUCUCACCUAGGUGUAGUUCUAGUGAGUUCUGAAAAUUUAGUUUUACUUCAUUGUGACAAUGAAUACAGUUAUGUAGUAUGGAUGAGAUUUCUCUCUGCAUCAAGUUAUUUGCUGAAUGGAAGUGAAGUAGUUGGUACACUCCACACAUUACUGAAUACAUAUUUUUUUUAUUAUUAAAUUUA
Medicago truncatula (barrel medic) is the source of this 2272-nucleotide messenger RNA. Its product is annotated as sodium/hydrogen exchanger 6. The coding region runs from base 172 to 1809 and encodes 545 amino acids. The record is from RefSeq and is a predicted model, not a curated record. Lineage: Eukaryota; Viridiplantae; Streptophyta; Magnoliopsida; Fabales; Fabaceae. Gene Ontology annotation, cellular component: plasma membrane; endosome. Gene Ontology annotation, molecular function: sodium:proton antiporter activity; potassium:proton antiporter activity. The transcript has 22 exons. Gene Ontology annotation, biological process: sodium ion import across plasma membrane; regulation of intracellular pH; potassium ion transmembrane transport.